Trichoplax adhaerens is the source of this 915-nucleotide messenger RNA. RefSeq lists its product as uncharacterized. The record is from RefSeq and is a predicted model, not a curated record. The transcript has 9 exons. Gene Ontology annotation, cellular component: nucleolus; Mpp10 complex; small-subunit processome. Gene Ontology annotation, molecular function: rRNA primary transcript binding; snoRNA binding. Bases 1 to 915 code for a protein of 304 amino acids. Lineage: Eukaryota; Metazoa; Placozoa; Uniplacotomia; Trichoplacea; Trichoplacidae. Gene Ontology annotation, biological process: rRNA processing.
AUGCUAAGAAGACAAGUACGUGAAAGGAAGGAGUAUAUUUAUAGGAAAGCUAAGGAAGAGCAGGAGAGAACUAUCCAUGAAAAGAAGAAGAAAUUAAAGGCAGCCAUAGACUCGGGCAAGCCAAUCCCAACAGAAUUAAGAAAGGAAGAAGCAGAACUACGUAAAGAGCUUGAAUUUGAUGAUAGAAAUACCGAUAAAUAUAUAGAAGAUCGUGAUGAUGAAUAUAAAUGGGCUGGCGUAAAUGAUCCAAGUAUAAUGAUCACAACAUCUCAUGAACCUAGUUCAAAAUUAAAGCAAUUCGCGAAGGAAAUGAAAUUAAUAUUUCCAAAUUGUCAACGAAUGAAUCGCGGUAAUCAUGUACUGAGCGAACUAAUUCAAGCCUGCAGAGCGAAUAAUGUGACUGAUUUAAUUAUUGUACAUGAACACAGAGGUCAACCAGAUGGUAUGAUUGUAUCUCAUCUUCCUUACGGUCCAACGGCUUAUUUUACUCUAUCUAAUGUUGUAAUGAGACACGAUAUUGAAAACAUUGGUCCUAUGUCUGAAGCCUAUCCACAUCUAAUCUUUCAUAAAUUUUCAUCUAAACUUGGCUUAAGGGUUAAAAAUAUAUUACGGUACCUAUUUCCAGUUCCAAAAGAAAGCACACGACGAAUUAUCACCUUUGCAAAUGAUGAUGAUUUUAUCUCUUUUAGACAUCACGUUUACAAAAGAGCCGAAGGCAAUAUCGAGUUAAUGGAAGUUGGUCCAAGAUUUGAAAUGAAACUACUGAAUAAUUGUGCAUUUCUUGGUUUUUUUAUAGUCUUUGCAAUAAGAUUAGGCACUAUCGACGAAGAAAAUACAGCAGAUGUUGAAUGGAAAAUUAGGCCGUAUCUUAAUACUGCCAAAAAAAGAAAAUGGUUGGAAAGCUCAGAUAGUUAA